Melitaea cinxia (Glanville fritillary) is the source of this 1763-nucleotide messenger RNA. It is a transcript of the gene eIF3d1, whose product is annotated as eukaryotic translation initiation factor 3 subunit D. Gene Ontology annotation, cellular component: eukaryotic translation initiation factor 3 complex; cytoplasm. The coding region runs from base 1 to 1644 and encodes 547 amino acids. The record is from RefSeq and is a predicted model, not a curated record. NCBI's taxonomy places the organism in Eukaryota, Metazoa, Arthropoda, Insecta, Lepidoptera, Nymphalidae. Gene Ontology annotation, biological process: translational initiation. Gene Ontology annotation, molecular function: translation initiation factor activity. The transcript has 10 exons.
AUGUCAGAACACGUAUUACCGGCAGAAGAGCCGAUACGAUUUGUUGCCCCAAUUAUUCAGGAUAAUCCAACAGGAUGGGGACCGUGCGAAAUGCCGGAACAAUUUAGGGACAUGCCCUAUCAGCCAUUCAGUAAAGGCGACCGCUUAGGCAAAAUUAGCGAUUGGACUGUCGUACAAGACAAGAAGUAUCAAAAUAAGUAUGCCUCACCGUUUGGCGCUGGUUCGUCAUACGCUUACUUCCACGAUGAAGACGAAAGUACGUUCCAUCUGGUGGACUCGACAAGAGAGCAGAAGCCACCGUACCAACGCGGUCGCGCUCGAGGCCAGCGAAGCCGUGGUGCGAGAGGUGCUCGUACUCCGGGUGGCAUGACCACCCUGAAUAAGCAACGUGACCGUAAACUAGGCAAGAGAUGGGGCCCAAGAGGAGCACCUAUGAAAAUUCGUGAUGCUUCGGUUACUGUGAGACCAACUUGGGUCACGAUAGAAGAUAUGGACUUUCCACGUUUGGCUAAGUUAUCCUUACCAGGAAUUAAAGAAGGUGAAGACAUUGUGUGCUGCGGUACACUGGAAUACUAUGACAAGGGCUAUGACCGUGUCAAUGUGAAGCAUGAGAAGCCUCUUCAACGAAUUGACCGCAUUUUCCAUACGGUCACAACCACUGAUGAUCCUGUAAUCCGUCGUCUCAGUAAGACUACUGGUACAGUCUAUGCAACUGACGCCAUCUUGGCAACUAUAAUGUGUUGCACUCGCUCUAACUACUCAUGGGAUAUUGUCAUUGAGAAAAUUGGUGAUAAGCUGUUCCUUGACAAGCGUGACAAUACUGAGUUUGAUCUACUGACUGUCAACGAGACGUCAGUAGAGCCUCCAGCAGAUGAUGGAAACUCCAUCAACUCACCGCGCAACUUGGCCCUAGAAGCUACCUUCAUCAAUCAUAACUUCAGCCAGCAGGUACUGAAAUCUGGUCCAAAUGAACCCAAGUACAAGUUCCCAGAACCAAAUCCAUUUGUGUCUGAAGAAGAAGAAGGCGAAGUGGCGUCGGUCGGCUACCGAUACCGCAAGUGGAACCUCAACAAUGGUGUUGUGCUAGUAGCUCGCUGUGAACAUGAUGCAGUGAUGCAAGGUCCUCAAAAUGAAACUCAAUUCCUGAGCAUCAAGGCUCUGAACGAGUGGGACUCAAAGCUCGCGAACGGAGUGGAGUGGCGUCAAAAGCUCGACACUCAACGUGGAGCGGUGCUUGCUAAUGAACUCAGGAACAACUCUUGCAAGCUUGCAAAGUGGACCGUUCAGGCGCUGCUGGCGGGCUCGGACCAGAUCAAGUUCGGCUACGUGUCGCGCGCGCAGGUGCGCGACAACUCGCGCCACGUCAUCCUCGGCACGCAGCAGUUCAAGCCGCACGAGUUCGCGGCGCAGAUCAACCUGUCCAUGGACAAUGCCUGGGGCAUCCUGCGCUGCAUCAUCGACAUCUGCAUGAAGCAGAAGGACGGUAAAUAUUUGAUUAUGAAGGAUCCAAACAAGCCUCUGAUUCGUUUGUAUGAUAUUCCUGACAAUACAUUCGAGUCUGACGGCUCAGAGGAGAGUGGGGAUGAGCCUGUUGAGACGCCGUUUGCACCGCUGUACUCUUACGGAAACAAUAAGAGGAUUUAGUACCACAACCACAAAUUCAGUACUACAAUACUGGUAUAAUUAUACUUUCCUGUAGCUCUUCUCUUAAGUAAUCAGUAUGUAUUCCAUAUUUUUCAGAAAAUACAACCAUUUUUAGUAAA